AUGAAAGUGAUCAUUGUCGGAGGUGGUAUUGGUGGCCUCGCGACUGCGAUUGGUUUGCGUCGUGCUGGUCACCAGGUACAGAUAUUUGAACGGUCGUCGUUUCUCCACGAAAUUGGUGCAGCUAUCAAUAUCUGCCCAAAUGCCGCUCGGGUUCUCUCGCAUUGGGGAUUCAAUGUGGAACUAGCGCGCAUGGUGGCCGCACGCCAGUCUAUUGUGGCACUCGGCAGCUCGCUCAAACCAUUGGCGGAAGUGGACUGCUCCAAGUGUGAUGAGAUUUAUGGUGCACCGUGGUUCCUGGCCCAUCGAGUCGACCUGCAUUCGGAGCUACGACGUCUAGCUACCGCCCAGGAGGGACCUGGAUCACCUGCAGAUAUCGUCUUGAACGCAAAGGUCGUUGGAUAUGACGCUUCUGGGGGCUAUGUAACGCUGGCUGAUGGGUCGGUGCACGGCGCGGAUCUCAUUGUCGCAGCGGACGGAAUACAUACGUCCGCGAUCCAUCAUGUUCAUGGCCGCGCAACACCACCCGUUUCUACCGGCUCAGCAGUGUUUCGCUUCCUCCUCUCAACCGAGGACUUGCCAGACGACCCGAGUCUAGAGCCACACUUCGGUGAUGGCCUGAUGAGGGUGAUGGCCGCAGAGGGCGUGAGGCGGCUGGUUUGGUAUCCAUGUGCGAAUAACACGGUGCAAAACUUUGUGGGAAUACACCCCGAUCAACAUAAUGGUCAUGAACAAGAAUCCUGGGAUCGGUCCGCCGAUGUCAAUGAUGUUUUGGCGCAAUACCAUGACUUCCACCCCAGCAUAUUAAACAUUAUCAGAAAAGCCACAAAUAUCAAGCGGUGGCCCCUUCUGUACCGGGAACCCGUACCAACUUGGAGCUGUGACCGUCUAGUUCUCAUUGGGGACGCAGCGCAUCCUAUGCUACCUCACCAAGGCCAAGGUGGUGCCCAGGCUAUCGAGGAUGCAGGUGCAUUGAGUGAGAUCUUCACUCGGUUGCCGGCCAACCCCACGGCAGAUGAGAUCCGCGACCGUCUAGCAGUAUUUGAAAGGGUUCGGAUCAAGCGUGCAUCAGCGAUACAGGUCUGCUCAAAUGUUGGACAGGACGAAGCUUGGAAAAUCCGGGAACACGCACAGAAGUACAUGCCGGAAGGGGUUAAUGUGCCCACGUCGCCAUCAGAGUUUAUGGAACAUAACUUCCGUUACGACGUGCUCAAGGAUAGUCGGCAGCAUCUCGAGGACUUCUUGGAGAAGAAUUAG
Messenger RNA from Aspergillus pseudonomiae, 1254 nucleotides. Its product is annotated as putative salicylate hydroxylase. Bases 1 to 1254 code for a protein of 417 amino acids. Gene Ontology annotation, molecular function: FAD binding; monooxygenase activity. The transcript has 6 exons. The record is from RefSeq and is a predicted model, not a curated record. NCBI's taxonomy places the organism in Eukaryota, Fungi, Ascomycota, Eurotiomycetes, Eurotiales, Aspergillaceae.